UCCUUUGCCAUGGCGAGUUCCAGCCAUCGUCUCUUCCAUUGUUGCUUUCAGGAUUGGAUCAACCAGCAACACCAAGACCUCCAAGAGCUCCUCCAGGUGCUUGACACCGACAGCCCCGACUCCGACCACCUCCGCCACCUCAUCCAGAAGUCUCUCCAGCAUUUCCAGGACUACAGCGCCACCCGGGCCGAGCUCUCCAAGCUCGACGCCCCUUCUUUCUUCUGCCCCUCCUGGAUCACCUCCUUCGAGAACUCCUUCCUCUGGCUGGGCGGUUGCCGCCCCUCCCUCGCCAUCCGCCUCCUCUACUCCAUCUCCGGCUCCGAGCUCCAGGCCCAGCUCCCCGACUUCCUCAAGGGCUGCACCAGAGGCAACCUCGCGGACAUCUCCGCCACCCAGCUCAUCUCCAUCAAUGCCCUCCACGGCUGGAUCGUGAGGGAGGAGGACCGGCUGUCGAGCAGGAUGGCGAGCAUGCAGGAGGACACCGCCGACGAGCCACUAGCGAUAAUCGCCAAGAAGCUGAGGACGGUCGGCGAGUACAGCCGGACUGUGAACAGCGCUAUCGAGACUCACUCUCAGGCGCUGGCCAGAGUGUUGGAGGAAGCCGAUAAGCUGCGGCUGAGCACCUUCAAGGGGUUGCAGGAGAUUCUCACUCCAUUACAGGGUGCUCACUUCCUGGUGGCUUCUAAGAAACUGCAUCUCUCCAUGCAUGAAUGGGGUAAGCAAAGGGCUGAGCAAGUGGGCGACACGUAAAUACAACCAAGUAUUUGCCCUUACUCUUCCCCUCGGAGCUAAAAAUUUUGGGAUUAAGAUCUUAUCAUAUGAUAAUAAUCAUAUCAUCAUAUGAUAUGAUAGCGAAAUCAGCAAAAGAGGAGAAAAGAAACUUAUCUAUCAUUCGAUAUCAUAUCGAGAUUGGGGAAGGGAAGAGAAAAUAUAGUGGUAGAAAGGUAUGUGGAGGCUAUGCAUGUGAGCAAUGGUCUUUUGUGGAACUCUAUAUGUAACAAUUAGUAAGAUGAGUGUGUUUACAGUUUGUUUUCUCUUGUAUGUUUUUUCGGCUUGAUUAAGAAGUUAUUUAUAAGAUGCUAUUUUUGUGUAAAUUAUUAUUAUUAUUAUUCUUUUUUGUGUAAAUUUGAAAAGUAAAUCAUUUUCCAGAGCUUCCAUACAGACUCUUCACCUAUAAAAUCAAGCUGUGUCAUUUCUUCUAUCAUCUCCUCCAUGGGGUGCAUGCAGAAAAUAAAUAAAUAAAUAAAUAAAAGAAAAAAAAAAUGUCUUUCGAGAGCUUCAAUGAGGCCUGGUUCGACCACCUCCAUGACCUCCUCCAGCAACUCAGGCUGGCACCCAAGGCCACAGCGCCGGACCGCGACCGAGCCCUCCUCGACCUCGUCCACAAGGUGCGGACCCACUACUCCCAGUACUACCGAGCCAUGUCCUACACCGCCCGCCACGACGUCGUUUCGCUGUUCGCCGCCCCCUGGUCCUCCUCCCUGGAGCGCUCCCUCCACUGGGUCGCCGGGUGGCGCCCCACCAUCGCCUUCCACCUCAUCUACACCCACUCCAGCAUCCUCUUCGAGACCCACAUCGUCGACAUCCUCCGCGGGGCUCACAACGGUGACCUCGGAGACCUCUCGCCGGCGCAGCUGCAGCGGGUGAGCGAGCUGCAGUGCCAGACGGUGGGGGAGGAGAACGAGAUCACGGCGGAGCUCAGUGAGUGUUUCAACUCGGUCAGUGGGCUGGUGGGGGCGGUUUUUGACCCCGUGGAGAACGUGGAGCGGCUGAGGAAUGUGGUGGAGAGGGCGGAGAAUCUUCGGUUCCGGACCAUUUGCAGCGUGGUGGAGAUACUGAAUCCGCAGCAGGCUGUGGAGUUUCUGGUUGCGGUUAUGGAGUUGCAGUUCUGGGUCCGUGGGAUGGGGUUGUGCCAUGAUCGCGUUCGUGAGAAUUUGAGAGGGUUUCGAGGAUUAUAGUUGUGGAGUUCUUUGAAUGUUUCUGUAAAUAUAUAGGUCCUUUUGUUUUUUUUUUGGUUUGUGGAUCUUCAAAAUCUUGUGCGGAUCAAACAGUACGGUGAAGAGAGUUUGGAAAAGAUUAGUUAUUUUCCAUUUUUAAAAAAAUUAAUUUAAUUAUGAAAUUUCAU
Molecule: messenger RNA, 2125 nt
Organism: Vitis vinifera (wine grape)
Lineage: Eukaryota; Viridiplantae; Streptophyta; Magnoliopsida; Vitales; Vitaceae
Product: protein DOG1-like 4
Exons: 1
Coding region: 1263-1958 (231 amino acids)
Biological process (GO): DNA-templated transcription
Molecular function (GO): sequence-specific DNA binding
Source: RefSeq, a predicted model, not a curated record